Trichosurus vulpecula (common brushtail) is the source of this 3902-nucleotide messenger RNA. It is a transcript of the gene SH3BP5L, whose product is annotated as SH3 binding domain protein 5 like. Lineage: Eukaryota; Metazoa; Chordata; Mammalia; Diprotodontia; Phalangeridae. Bases 1023 to 2186 code for a protein of 387 amino acids. The transcript has 6 exons. Gene Ontology annotation, molecular function: protein kinase inhibitor activity. Gene Ontology annotation, cellular component: cytoplasm. Gene Ontology annotation, biological process: intracellular signal transduction; negative regulation of protein tyrosine kinase activity. The record is from RefSeq and is a predicted model, not a curated record.
GCUUCCUCUCUUACCCUCUACCUCCAUUCCCUCCAGAAGGAAGAGGGGUUUGGAGGAGAUAAGAGGUGGUUGAUGAAAUGCUGCGGGAAGUAGGUUGGAUAAAUGGGGAGUGGUAUACUCUGUUUGAAUGGGGAAAGACCUAGGGGGAAGGAAGGAGGUGCAGUGUGUUUUGGUGCUGGUGAAGUGGGGCGAAAGAAGACUAGCCUUGGGAAGGAGAACAUUGGUGAGUAGCAUAGGGAGGUCAGAAAAAACGGAUAAGCCGAUGAAGAACUAGGGCCUUUGGACGUGAGGAGGACCCUUCGUAGUCAGCAUUUUUGAGAAGAGACGGAAGGCUUCCAUUUGGUGGACUUGUUAGAGACCAGCAACCAGCUUUUGGUUAGAUAAGAUCAGAGAGGAAGGGGAGUGGAAUAGAAAAUGGGAGGGGUAUGGCUUGAUGACCGUAGAAAUAAAGGGAGAAAUUAAAAGAGCAUUGUGAGAGAGUUGAGGGAGGAGACUGGGAAUGAAUUGGCAUUAGGGGAGAAGGCUUGUUGUUAGGGGCUCUGAAUUUGAGAUUAACAUGUCUUUUGAUCUUUGCAAUCUCCUCUCAGAAAUCUCCAGAGACCAAACCAGGUUUCUGCCUUCAUUCAGGCUCGACCUUACCACUUCAGCUGCCACCUCAUCCUGGAGGCACUCUGCCUCUUCCCCACCCGAAUGGUGCUACUUCCUGCUGCCCCAGGAUCCAGGCCUCCUCUGUCCCCUACCUCAGAGCUGGUGUUCCAAGUCUCUGCUAGUGGAAGGACCCUUACCAGGAAACAAGGACUUUUCCUUAGACGGUAUUUCUCUAAACUAAGAAACCUGUUUAUCAGUUUGAAUUUGACCGUCUAACCAUUGUUUUACCCUCUCUGAGGACCCGAGAGCUCUUGUCCUUAUACGUCCUUCAUCCUUUGAGGAGAAACUUCUCCCUAAUAGCUCUAGCUUGGGUCCCUGGUCCCAACAUGCUAGUCUGUUUUUGUGCAUAAGGCCUUGCCUGAUUCCUGGUUGGCAUGGCUGAGCCAAGACAGGUUCCAGGUGGUCGGGAGACUCCACAGGGGGAACUUCGGCCAGAGGUUGUUGAAGAUGAGGCCCCUAGGAGUCCAAGUCCAGAGGAGAUGAGAGGAGGAAGAAGCAGCAGUAGCAGUGAGACAAAGCUAUCUCCUAGAGAGGAGGAGGAACUGGAUCCUAGAAUACAGGAGGAACUAGAGCACCUAAACCAGGCCAGUGAGGAAAUCAAUCAAGUGGAGCUACAACUUGAUGAGGCCCGGACCACAUAUCGGAGGAUCUUGCAGGAGUCAGCUCGAAAACUUAAUACACAAGGUUCUCACUUGGGAAGUUGCAUUGAUAAGGCCCGGCCGUACUAUGAGGCACGGAGGCUGGCCAAAGAGGCUCAGCAGGAAACACAGAAGGCAGCCCUACGCUACGAACGGGCGGUGAGCAUGCACAAUGCUGCUCGAGAAAUGGUGUUUGUGGCAGAACAAGGUGUCAUGGCUGACAAGAACCGGCUUGAUCCCACGUGGCAGGAGAUGCUUAAUCAUGCCACUUGCAAGGUAAAUGAGGCAGAGGAGGAACGUCUUCGGGGAGAGAGGGAGCACCAGCGUGUGACCAGGCUGUGCCAACAGGCAGAGGCUCGAGUACAGGCCUUGCAAAAGACUCUUAGGCGGGUCAUUGGCAAGAGCCGUCCAUACUUUGAGCUUAAGGCCCAGUUUAACCAGAUAUUAGAGGAACACAAGGCCAAGGUGACUGGGCUGGAACAACAAGUAUCUCAGGCAAAGACACGCUACUCAGUUGCCCUGAGAAAUCUGGAGCAGAUCAGCGAGCAGAUCCAUGCCCGCCGCAGGGGUUUGCCUCAAGCUCCAGUUCACAGGCGCUCUUCCCCUGUGGGGGCUGAGGCUGGACCUGAGAGUGGAGAUAGUGGAGACAUCAGGGUUGAGGGGGCAGAGGGUGGGUAUCUGGAGGAGAGUGGGACCCUUGAACCUGGCCCUGCCCCUGAUACUUUGAGUCUCCUGAGCCUUCGCACUGUUGCCUCAGACCUACAGAAAUGUGAUUCAGUGGAGCACUUGAGGGGCCUCUCAGACCAUGCCAGCUUAGAUGGCCAGGAGCUAAGCCCUGAGGGUGGGGGAGAUCGAGGGAGUGGGGGUCGAGGUCGUCACCAACGAAGCAUCAGCUUAUAGCCUUCACUUUCCCAAAGAGCUGAAAGUGUCUCCCCUUUUUGUCCCUAUUCCUCUUCUCACUCAGGGGGCUCUUACAGACUCUGUUGUUGGUCUCCCUUUGAGUUCUCUAUUUUGAAAAGCCUCUUCCAUCUAUCUUCUCUGUCUCUUUGAUGCCCUUUUUUUUUUUCUCACUGUCUCUUCUUUCACUGUUGCAGGUUUCACUUCUGCCUUAUUCUGAGAGGCUGCUCUCACCCCUCCUUCUUAGCCUAGACCCCUCUAUCAUUCUCUGUCUCCUUUCCUCUUCAUGUUUUUCUUUAUACCUGAAUUUCUGUUCAUCUUUUACCAUUUUUGUCUGUCUCUCACUCCCUUUCUCCUUCCCCUCAGGGAAUUCAGUCCAGAAGGAACAGGAAGUUGACCCGGGAGGAGUGCUGUCCUUAGAGGCUUUAAGUUGCUCUUCUCUUUUUUUCCUACUCCCCCAGCCCAGUCCUACAGACACAUUCUCCACAGUCAUCCUUCUCCAUGUUGAGGUUCUCUUAAUAAGACUCCCAAUGCUGCCAGACCCUACUAGGGAUUCUUAGGGGUUUUGCCCUAUCCCAAACUUGCAACCCUACAUAUAAUAAAUUCGUUUACUCAAGAUGCCUUUCCCUUAAUUUUUAGUGAUUAUUUCAUAACUUUAAAAAAGUCAAGUAUUACAGGAUAAUGGGGGAGAAAUCUGAGAUUUCCAGUACUUAUCCUCCCUCCCCUGAUGCAUAUUAGCAGUGACACUCUAGGUUUCCAGUGAGUGGUCCAUAUAAAGAGUGCUCCUGUUACCAUAGAUAGCCUUUGGUGUUUCCCCAGCAGACUACUGAUUCAAGAUGAGGAGGUCCUAUGGAGUCUCUAAUGUGAUAGAUCAAUUUGGGAGGGCCUGAAGUGAGUUAUCCAAACUUUAAAAUAGAUGACUUCCCUCCACGCCCUUGCUGGUAGUGAUUCACCAUGUUUUAGCUGUGAAGUAUAAAGAUUGGUCCUCUUCCCCAGGAGCCCAACAUAGUCAAGGAUAGAAUUAUGAACUACUGUUCCUCAUUUUACCAUCUUUCUCACAUCAUGGGUAGGGAAAUUUGGGUACCAUUGGGGUUGGACCCAAGUCCUUUCUCCCCUUUCUCUCUUACCCUCUUCUGUAUAAAUUUCUACAUCCCUCUAGGAGUUUGUUGACUUGGCUGCUAUAUUACUGCCUUCCCUUCCCGCUCCCCAUCUCCCAUCUAUGGAAAAUGGAGAAUAAGUUGUGGCUCUGAAAGCACCUUAUCUCCAUGGAAAUCAGACACUAGGAGGUCAUCACACCUAUAGUACACAACGAUCCUCACACCCUCCAGGGGUGUGUGUGUUGGGGGGGUGCGGGGGUGGUGGUGGGGAGGUUAUUUCCCUCCUCCUACUAUCUACUAGAUUUGACCAGGGGCAUAGAGGAAUUCGUUUGCCUCUGCCCUCACCUAGCUUUGCCUCACCUCAUCUAUCUUCCAUGGGUACUGUUCUACCCCUAUCCACCCUUAUUAGCUCAUCUCUGCAUUUGUGUUUUUUGGGAGAAUGAAGGUUUACAUUUUAAACUCCUGUCCUGUCCCCCCAGGGCAGGGCAGAAUGGUCACAAUGAAAACCAUUGUGUUUGAGGUGACUUUUGAGUGGAGGUGGAAGGAAGAUGGGGAGUGUGUGUGAGAAUGGAGGGGCAGACUGAUAGGAUUUUAUUUAAAUAAAGAAUGCAACUGGAAUUUC